GUACCUCGAUGAUAUACUUAUUUUUAGUAAGACCGUCGAGGAGCACGUAGCACACUUAGACAAAGUUCUCAGUCUCCUGCGACAGCACAAGUUCAUGAUCAACGGUGAAAAGUGCGAGUUUGGCCACACCCGUAUCUUGUACUUGGGUCAUGAGAUCUCCGCGGAAGGGUUGAAGCCCGAUGACGCGAAGGUGGUCAGCAUUCGUGAUUGGCCACGUCCUCAGUCUGUGACUGAGAUGAGAUCUUUCUUAGGAAUGACGGACUACUAUAGGACUUUCGUUAAGAACUACAGCAUAGUGGCCGCUCCUUUGACUGAUCUGACCCGCCUUGACACCCCUUCGGAGUGGACAGAUAAGUGCGAGGCUGCUUUCAGACAUCUGAAGCAUGCAUUGAUGCACUAUGAAGUCUUGAAACUUCAUGAUCCUGACAAGCCGUUUAUAGUUACAACGGAUGCCAGCCAAUAUGGCAUUGGCACCGUGCUUGCGCAGCAUGAGGGGCCAAAGUUGAGGCCAGUAGAGUACAUGUCCAAGAAAAUGCCGUCUCAGAAGUUGGCUAAGUCCACUUAUGAGAAGGAACUCUAUGCGGUGUACAAGGCUCUCACCCAUUGGAGACACUACCUCCUUGGGCGGUUCUUCAUCCUCCGGACUGAUCAUCAGACCCUGAGAUGGAUGAGAACACAGCCGGUACUCUCUGACGCUCUCAAGCGUUGGAUCGAAGUCAUUGACGAAUAUGACUUUGACCCUCAGUACCUCAAAGGGGAGUACAACAAGGUUGCGGAUGCCUUCUCGCGCAGACCGGACUUCUCAGGUGCGCUGAUUACUGAGUUCGAUCUGACGGACAAUGUUACUCAGUCUUUGGUGGAAGCCUAUCGUCAGGAUCACUUUAUGUCUGAGAUCAUACGCAGACUUGAGGCGAAGGAUAAGAAGACCUCCGCCGAGUUUGAGUUUGUCAAUGGUUUGCUGUUCCUAGAGAAGGCAAGGAAUAAACGCUUAUGCGUUCCAAAUAGCGAGUCUUUGCGUAGUUUGUUUUUAGGCGAGUGUCAUGAUGCCACCGGCCAUUUUGGGUACAAGAAGACCGCCGCCAACUUGCUGCAGCGGUUCUGGUAGCCCACGAUGAUGAAAGAUGCACAGUUGUAUGUGGAAACUUGUCAAGUAUGCCAGAGAGACAAGCCCCGUACUCAGGCUCCUCUUGGGCUGCUCAAGCCCCUUCC
Messenger RNA from Chara braunii, 1209 nucleotides. Lineage: Eukaryota; Viridiplantae; Streptophyta; Charophyceae; Charales; Characeae. The record is from the annotation of a GenBank genome assembly.